GAGUCGAUUAAUUGAAUGGUUAGAAGGAGACAAGUUUAAUAGACAUCUAUUAAUUACAGAGCAUUAGGUUUAGUUGAACAUAUCUUUUUUAUUUUAAAUAGGAUAGAUUUAUGUCCUUUAUUGUCGGGCAGAAUUAGUAAAUUUCUGAUACUAAAAUAUCUUUGAGGAUAGUAGUUUUCUUAUCUUUUACCUCUCUCACUGUUACUAAUGGUGAAAGAAAAAAAGAAAAAUGAAAACAGAGAAAAUAUGAAGUAAAAAGUGAAAAUCCCUAAACGGAGACCUUUCGUAAAAUUUUGAGAGGAGAAAAAAAUAUACUUUGAGGAAAAGAGAAAGAAAUUGUGGCAGUUUAUUUCUCGCGUGGUAGGUGCUCCUGAUCUGCCAUUGGCGAAAAAUCAUGGCAGAAACUGAGGUUUCAACGGAGGUGUCAAAUGUGGUCGGAAUUGAGGAGAAAUGUCUGUCGGAAAUGAGCUCUUGCAAGGAUCUACCCAAGCCUGAUAGCAAUGGGACCAGCGAUCUUGAGAAUUCUUAUGUUUUUGUGUCUGGUGAUGAUGGCCUCUCCGAUGAUACUGUCGGUGAUAAGGAUGCGGGGGGUGAGGGUUUGAGUAUUCUGCCCGAAUCGAAGGCUGUUACCGUUGAGGAACGUGGGGAGAAAUUGGAUGCUGGAAAUGAGAAAUUGGAUCCUGAGAAUGCGAAAUUGGAUCAUGAAAGUGAGAAACCUUACAGUGAAAAAUUGGAUCCUGAAAGUGAGAAAUUGGAUCCUGAAAGUGAGAAAUUGGAUACAGUUAGUACGGAAGUUAGUGAACCCUUGAAUGAAAGGGAAAACGGAAAUGUCGAGUUGAGAAAUGGGGAUCUUACAGUAGUAAAUGUUAGUACCUCAAAGCUUGAGAGUUCGCUUGAGCAAGGGGACGGAGGGGAAGUUUCUCUUGCUGAUUCUGUUGAGGAUAAUAUUGGGGAAACUGAAAUUGUGGUAGAAGCUGAAGUUGAAGUGGUGAAGGAUCCAGAUGGAGAGAUUGCAGAAGCUGUGGUGGACCAAAAUGUAGUUGCCUCUGACUCGCGAGAUGUGAGUGUGGAGGCUAACGAUGAGGUGAAGUUAGAGAGAGAAGUUGUGAAAACUUUGGAAGUUGAAGUUCCUACAUCGACUUUCUUGGAUUUGGAUUUGAAGACGUGUCCAAUAAAAAACGAGGAAGAGACACUUAUGGAGAUAUCAAGAGAGAAUGUCGAAUUGAAUAUUGUUUCGUCCAACACCAAUGAUUCUGGUAAUGCAAACGAUGAAUGUGCAGAUCAGAUUAACUUGAGCGUAACUGAAGCAUCAGAAGCAAGUCGGGGAUCUAAAGACGUGGUUGUAAAUGUAGCUGACUGUGAUUUGCAAGAUGUGAGCAAGGAGACCAAUGAUGAGAUAAAAUCGGAGAGAGAAGUGGUGGAAACUGCAGCACAUGAAAUUCCAGCAUCAACAUCAUCGGAUUUGGAAUUGGAGCCGCAUCCAAUUAAUAACAAGGAAGAGAAAGUUGAGGAGGAGGCGACGACAACUUUGAGUUCAUCUGUACUUCAAAGUCAACAGUGUGAUACACUUGACAACAAUGUUCCUGGUAUACUGGAACCGACGGACGAAGCAAAAACUAGCCCGAUUAAUACUGAUGGUCAUGUGGAAACUGUUGGAGACCUUGUUUUAGAAGAAAAAGGUAAGGAAGAUUUCUCUGUAUGUCAUGUUAAUGUUGAUAAUGGUGUUCAGUAUCAUGAAGAACCUGAGAUACACCUUGACGGCAGUGAGGUGUCUGGUGCAACUAGUCUAUCUGAAACCAAGACUGAGGCUUUUGCGCCGACUCAAAGCUUUCCAACUUCGAAUGAUUAUGAACCUGAGAUUGAAAAUGUAAUCUCUGAUGCUGAAACUAUUGGAGCGGUUUCUUCUUCACUUGCUGAUGGUCCAAAAUCAGAAGAAGUUGAAGAAGCACUUCCUGUUCAUGACAGUUCGAUGAGGAGUUACUCCAAAGAGGCAAGCUUAGGAUCUGACUCUACACUUGACACAGCUGUUCUUGCAGAGAAAGAACCAACUUCUCAAUUGGGUGAACCCCAUGCUGAAACUAGAGUUUCAAGUGAGAAAGCCAAAGCUGCAGAUAGCCCACCUGAAACUUUUGAUGUGAAAUCCUGCAGCCCACCUGAAAAUUUUGAUGUGAAAUCGUGCAGCCCACCUGAAACUUUAGAUGUGAAAUCGAAACCUGGAGAUCAUGUUCAUAACGUUUCUACCAUAAGCAGCGUAGAAACGAAUGGUAGUGUGACUCUCGCAUGCAGAACAGAGGUUUCAGAUAAAUUUGAUGUUGAGGAAGGUGCAGCUAACAUUGUGUCAGACAAAAGAGACGUUGAAGACAUGGUAGAUCAAUUGGAUGGUGCUGUAGGAAAUAGUAAUGAUAACUUGUCCUUGCAAGAAAAUGAGGAAAGUGAAAAUUCUUCCAGCAACAACAUAUCCGUCGCUUCAAUAGGUGGUUCCUCGAUCGACGGAGAAGCAGCAAUUAUUAAGACGAAGCCGAAGCCAUUCAACUUUUUGGUCAGGGUACCAAGAUUUGAUGAUGAAAGCCUUCGAGAACAAAUCAGGCUUGCAAAGCUACAUGUUGAUGAAAAGACAAAACUGAGGGAAGCUGUACAAGUCCAAAUACAGGAAAAAAGAGCCAACACUCAGAUUCAUGGGAUCGAUUAUGAAUAUGCCAAGGGUGAAGCUAGAAGUGCACGGAAGUUGGUGAGAUCAAAACGCGUGGAAAUAGAUUCUCUUCAGGCUGUCAUUAACAAAGCCAAGAAUGCGUUAUCUAUUGAGGAUAUUGAUAGCCAGAUGUACAAUAUGGAACGUAUGAUUCAGCAUGAGACUCUUCCCUUGAAAGAAGAAAAGCAGCUCAUUCGUGAAAUCAAGCAACUGAAGCAAAUUCGCGAACAAUUGUCUUCUAAUAUUGGUAGCCAAGAUGAAAUCAACCAGGCACUUGAACAGAGAGAGGAGGUUGAAGAGCGUUUAAAGAUUCUAAGGAAGGAGCUUGAUGUGCUUAAAGGAAGAGUCUUAAAAUCUGAGGCGGUUGCUACGGAAGCGGAAAAGAAAUAUGACGAUGAAAAUAAAAAGGUUAGGGAACUUCAGACUCAGUUUAGAGCUGCAAAUGAUGUGCGCCAAGAAGCAUACGCUCAGUGGCAAGAUUUGAGAAAAGAACUUUCGGAGAAGACCAAACACUUUUUCAAGUACAAGGACAGUGCAGCUCUUGCAAAUAAUUAUGCAUUUACCAGGGAUAGGGAGGCUCUUUACCGUCUGUGCUUUAAUAAUGUGGAAAAUUUCAUGGAACUGUGGAACACAAGCGAGGAGUUUCGCACAGAUUACGUUAAAUUCAAUGCAAGGAGUUACGUAAGGAGAUUCGGUACUUUAGACGGGCGCGCACUUGGCCCCGAUGAGGAGCCUCCUAUACUACCGAGUUAUGUUAAUGACAGAGUUAAGAUGGUCCCGACUCCAGUCAAGGUUGAUGUUCUUACAUCACAAACUCCAACUCUAGAGCUAAAGCAAGAACCAAUGGUCGAAAAUGUGACCUCAGAGGUUAAAACUGUGAAGAAAAUGACGGAACUUAAGAAUCAAGAAGUGACGAAUAAGGGACUUGCUAUACAUAUACACUCGAAUGGCUUGGACACCGUUUCUGUUAAGGAGAUUCCUGAUGAGGUGCAAGAGGAGCCAAAGAAAUCGAAGGAGGAGAUUGAGUCGAUAAGGAAAGUAGAGGAAAGGAGAAAGGAGGAGGUUGAAGCUAAGUUGAAAGAAGAACGAAGGUUGGAGGCACUAGCCAAGGCUAACGAGGCACGUGAGAGGAAGAAACGACAAGCGGAAAAGUUACAGAUGAGAGCAGAACUCAAGACACAGAAGGAAGCAGAACUGAAAGAAAAGGAGAGGGAGAAGAGGCAGAGAAAGAAGGAAAGAAAGAAGGCUGCUUCAGACGUCAACGACAUAGACACAGCUCCAAGCUCUGAAACCGCUUCGGUAAUUAGCAUCGACACCGAAGCGAAGGACACUACUACUACAACUACUUCUUCUUCAGCAGUACCUAAAAAGGCGCAGAAAUCGUGGUUAUUCGCAAAGCAGAGCAAGGCAAAAUCAGUUGUGCCGCCAGCUCUACGCAACAGAAACAAGAAAAGAUUGCAGCAGUGGAUGUGGGUGGGUGUCACAAGCCUGGUUAUUCUACUUCUGUUCUGGCUGGGAAAUAUCGGUGUUUUUUCAAGCAUACAUUACAAGCGACGAAGCCCUGUUAUCUGAUUUUGCCCUUUUUUGCAUGUUAGACUCGGAUUAAUUCGGCGGGUUUUGUUCUAGAGACGGAUAUAUAGAUAAUAUAGGGUGGUAUACUACUUUGGUUCCUUACUAAGAUUAUUUGGUCAAUGUUUUAGAUUAGUAUAGAGUUCUUUAAUGGCUUUAGUUCAUAUACAUGAUUGAUAUAGAACUCUUUUUGUUUUUUGCAUUGAUGGAUAUGGUUUGAGGAGUAAAAAACUUUCAACAAUGGUGUUUGAAUAUACUCUAUUUUCAUUGGCUUUGUAUUUCAUUGUUAUAA
Erythranthe guttata (spotted monkey flower) is the source of this 4550-nucleotide messenger RNA. The record is from RefSeq and is a predicted model, not a curated record. NCBI's taxonomy places the organism in Eukaryota, Viridiplantae, Streptophyta, Magnoliopsida, Lamiales, Phrymaceae.